Molecule: messenger RNA, 1493 nt
Organism: Myiozetetes cayanensis
Lineage: Eukaryota; Metazoa; Chordata; Aves; Passeriformes; Tyrannidae
Product: survival motor neuron protein-like
Exons: 9
Coding region: 35-868 (277 amino acids)
Biological process (GO): mRNA processing
Cellular component (GO): cytoplasm; nucleus
Molecular function (GO): RNA binding
Source: RefSeq, a predicted model, not a curated record
GGAGGCGGGGCCGGAACCGGAGCCGGGCGCGGGCAUGGCGGACGCGGUGCUGUUCCGGCGCGGCACCGGCCAGAGCGACGACUCCGACAUCUGGGACGACACGGCCCUCAUCAAGGCCUACGACAAGGCGGUGGCCUCCUUCAAGAACGCCUUAAAGAAUGGGGAGUGCUCGGAGCCCUCAGACAAGCAGGAGCAGCGCAUGGUGAUAAAGAGGAAAAACCAUAAAAAGAACAGGAAUAGAAAGAAGAGCAACGCAGCGCCUUUGAAACAGUGGAAGGUUGGUGACAGGUGCAGUGCUGUUUGGUCUGAGGAUGGCAAUCUGUACCUGGCAACUAUUGCCUCCAUCAACCAGAAGAGAGGCACGUGUGUUGUCACUUACACGGGAUACGGGAAUCAGGAGGAGCAGAACCUGUCUGAUCUACUUCCUCCAGCCAGCGAUGAAAUAGUAAAUGGGACGGGGAAUUCUGGGGAGAAUGAAAAUGAGACUCCAUAUUCAACAGAUGAAAGCGAAAAAUCUUCCCAGUCACCUCGAAACAAAAACAACUGCACAAAAGCAAGAUUCUCCCCUCAAAACCUGCGAUUUCCCACACCACCACCACCGCCACCACCGAUCCCAGGCCUGGGAAGGCCUGGAUCAAAAUGCAAGACACCGCCAUCAUUUUUAUCUUGCUGGCCGCCGCCUUUCCCAGCAGGACCACCGUUGAUUCCUCCUCCACCACCUAUGAGGCCAGACUGUCCUGAGGACGACGAAGCAUUGGGGAGCAUGUUGAUAGCCUGGUACAUGAGCGGUUAUCACACUGGGUAUUACCUGGGUUUAAAGCAAAGUCGAAUGGAAGCAGCACUGGAGAGACAAACACAUGCAAAAUAACUGAGUAUCAUCAUUGUUCUGAACCAGGUACAAAUCUUUCCCACUGAGAGGUGUGUAUCACUGUAUCACUGACUGAUGGUUGAUGGUGAAGAACAGAAUUCUAUCAAGACAAUUAGUCAUAAUGUUUGCUUAACACUCAGCUGCCCCUGUUAAUGAGUAAAGAAAUAACUUAAGUAACUUCAUUUACUAGUAAGUAAAUGUACCUUGAAAUGAGCCAUUUAAGACCUCCAGUCAAAUGUAUUUAGCAAGGACUGCAGCAACAAAGUAUUUUUUACUUCCCUGAGACAAUUUCAAGUCUUCUUACCACACCAUAGAUUUAACCUUUUCGAUCCCACGUGGUAGAUUUCAUUUACCUCUCACCUUAACACCUCUUGUAUUCCUCAGACAUUUUGUCUGAAUGACAGCACCAGAACCUUUGGUUAUGGAAUACUCCUUUACAAAAGAGAGCGCUGUGGCAGCAGUGUGUGUUACAGUGCCCACAGCUGGCAAUGGCCCGGAAAACAGUGCACUGUCAUAGCAACAGAGGCAUCCUAUGGGUCUGAUUAGAAUCAUGAACAUGGCAGCGUUAUUCAGAAAGACCAGUUUCUUGUUUCGAGUGCUUGUUAAUAAAGUUCUACUUUUCAAA